This is a messenger RNA of Prunus avium (sweet cherry), 1969 nucleotides long. Its product is annotated as Octicosapeptide/Phox/Bem1p family protein. Gene Ontology annotation, molecular function: protein binding. NCBI's taxonomy places the organism in Eukaryota, Viridiplantae, Streptophyta, Magnoliopsida, Rosales, Rosaceae. The record is from RefSeq and is a predicted model, not a curated record.
UUAGUCCAAUCCCAGUCAACACAUCACUCUCUUAUCUCCUCUCCCUCUCUCUCUCUCUCUCUCCCCUGAAUGCAUGCUAGGUGACCCCCACCCCAACCCCAAAAGUCCAUCCCCCACUCACAUCACCAUCCGCUACCCAAUCUAACAACGCCACCUGUCCCAAUCAUCCUAUUAAACGCCAAAACAAACAAAAAUAAAAGACCGCCUAAGCCUUCUCCAACCCUCCCUCUUUCUUCUCCUCCUCCUCAUCAUGGACUCACAAAUCCAGUGAAUCACUCUCUCUCUCAAGCUCUCGUCGUCAUAGCCAUGGAGAACUACUCCUACAGCUCCUACCCGGAAUCCGGCGACUCGUCCCCUCGCUCCCGCGAGAUCGAUUUCGAGAACCCUCCGCCAUGGGACGUCGACCAAGCCAAUUCGCAGGCCCAGAACUACAAAGUCAAGUUCAUGUGCAGCUAUGGCGGCAAGAUCCUCCCCCGCCCGCACGACAACCAGCUCUGCUACGUCGGCGGUGAGACCAAGAUACUCGCCGUCGAUCGCGGCACCAAGUUCGCCGCCCUCGUCUCCAAGCUCUCCUCCCUCUCCGAAAACGACGUGUCGUUCAAGUACCAGCUCCCCGGCGAAGACCUCGACGCCUUGAUCUCUGUCACCAACGACGACGACUUGGAGCACAUGAUGCACGAGUACGAUCGCGUCUACCGGACUACCGCUAGGCCCGUCCGCAUGAGAUUGUUCCUCUUUAACGCCAGCCCUGACGGCGGAUUCGGGUCGGAUGGUGGAAGAUCCGAUAGGGAUCGGUUCGUUGAAGCUCUAAAUUCCAGUCCUGCCCAGGGACCCGACUCGAAUUCCAAGCCUCCUGUACAAAAUAACGUCGACUUUCUCUUCGGUUUGGAAAAGGGAGGUGUCCCUGCCGUCGUGCCGCCUCCUCCGCCCGCGGUGCCUACGGUACCGGAACACGUGGCUCCGCCACCAGAAUUCCAGGUCAGGUCGGGUCAUGGUGACCGGGUGAUCGGGUCGGAUCCGGUGGAGUUCCAGAGGCAUUUGCAGAGGCUACAAAUUGCAGAGCAAGAUCAUCAGCAGGCCAUGUAUCGGAGACAGGUUGACGAGAAUAUCGUCGGAGGGUACGGCGGCGGGGCGGGAGAUUAUUACGUACAGAAACUUCCAGAGAAGGCGCCUCCGGUGACGGUGGGGCCGCCGGCGGGGUACUGGGCGGAGAAGCAGGUCCCGAGUGUGGGGUUUCCAGGGACGGCCCCACCUGAACAGCCGAUGUACAUGAUCACAGCCACCACCGGAAGCGGCGCUAUGUAUCACGCGCCGCCGCCAAUGGUGCGACCGGUUACCGGCCCGCCCGGUCAAGGGGAUUACCACAUGCAGCCGCGGAUGGGGUCUGAAGUUUACCGGGAACAGCCGGUGUACAAUGUGAUACCACAGCCUCAGCAGCCGCAGCAGCAGCAGCAGCCAAGUACUCUGCCACCGCAGCCUCAGCCAAGUACUCUGCCUCCGCAGCCGCCAAAAUAUGUGGCGACGUACGCCGAGGCGCCGCCGUAUACUCAGAUGGCGUACGAUAGCGUGACGGGGAGGCAGGUGUACUAUACUGCGCCAGGAGGUGGGGUUAUGCAGCCACCGCAGCAGCAGCAGUCGUACCAAGCUAUGGGUCCCCCGGCAGUUGGCGGUGAAUUGCGAGUGGCUGGCGGGUUGAGCCAAGAGGGUAAGGUGGUGGGUUCAAAGCUUCCACAGACUUCUGUGUGAUAUUUAAUUUUUAAUAAAAAUUACAAUAUGAAUAUAUAUAUAUAUAUAUAUAUAUAUAUAUAUUAUAUAAUAUAAAUAGAUGAGAUAAAUUUGAAAGUUGGUUAUGUUUCUGCUGGUCUCGUGUUUUGAUAACAUAUGGUGGAAGUAUUAUUAUUAGUUUUUGCUUUUUAUUUUGUAUGCUUUGUUCGAGAGAAAGAUAUUAAUGGCUUUUGUGCUUUGUCUU